AUGACUACCAUGAACGAUGUGGCUGAGGCAGUGCGUGAGGCUGCAGUAGCAGCGGCUAGGGCUGUUGAUUGUCUUGGAGUGAGAAACGGGAAUGAGAAUGAGCACGGGGAAGAUAGUACACUCGUUGCGACUAAUGCUGACAACUGGUUUCGAGCUAUUGAACGAUCACUGCGAGCGCAGCAUGUUCCGGAAAGCCAACACGUGGAGUUCGCUACUUAUAUGCUGGAAGGAGAAGCUGAGUAUUGGUGGAAGGGGAUACAACGACUGUUGCAACAAGAUGAAGGCGAUAUUCCUUGGAAUACUUUUAAGGAUGAAUUUUAUAAAAAGUAUUUUCCGAGGGCAGCUCGUGACGCUAAGGGGAUGGAACUUAUGCAGCUGAAACAGGGUAACACAACUGUUGCAGAAUAUGCCCGUAAGUUUGAUGACUUGUGCCGUUUCUCCAGGAUCUGCCAAGGGAAUCCUGCUGACUUUGAAGAAUGGAAGUGUUUGAAGUUCGAAGGGGGCCUUCGUGACGAUCUGAUGAGUUCAGUAGUUCCAUUGGAGAUACGAAAUUUUGCUGAGAUGGUUAAUAAGUGUAAGUUAGUAGAAGAAUGUGCUAAGAAGGAACCCACAACUAUUAAAUCCAGAUAA
Messenger RNA from Arachis ipaensis, 630 nucleotides. RefSeq lists its product as uncharacterized. Lineage: Eukaryota; Viridiplantae; Streptophyta; Magnoliopsida; Fabales; Fabaceae. The record is from RefSeq and is a predicted model, not a curated record.